CAGGGCUUGCUCGGGCAUGCUCCAUAUCCCCCUCCCAUCGUGCCGGGGCAGUUCCUGGGAGCUCCGCAGUUUUCGGCAUGGCGGUGGACUGGUUCGGCUUUAGCUACGCCGCCCUGGUGACAUCAGGAGGGCUUAUUGGCUAUGUAAAAGCAGGUAGUGUUCCAUCACUAGCUGCUGGCCUGUUCUUUGGGGGUUUGGCUGGACUGGGUGCUUAUCAGCUCUCACAGAAUCCAAAUAAUAUUUGGCUUUACACAUGUAUCUGCUGCCUGGACUGUACAAUCUCUCAUUUAAGUUACAUCUGGAACACUGUCUGCCAUCAUGGGAACAAGAUUUUACAACUCCAGAAAACUCAUGCCCGCGGGGCUGAUUGCUGGUGUCAGUUUGCUAAUGGUUGGAAGAUUAGCACUGAAGAUGUUAGAAAAGCCCCAGGAUAAGUAGCUGUUCAUUUUACCACCUAAUAUUUCGAUAAGGAAACCUGAUAAUGAUGUUGCAUAAAUUCAGAAGCAAGAAGAUGGAACAAUUUUCUAUUUCAAGACAUUUUUUCCCCUUUUUUACAUAAAAGGGAGUAGAAUGAUGGGACAGAUAGUUUAUAAACAUUUGUUUAUAUACAUUUGUUUCAAUGAUCAGGUAGACCUAUUUGUGUAUAGAGAGAAAUGGGUCCUGGGUUUGAUUUUUCCAGAUGUGAAUCAGUGUAUUUUAACACUUCCAAUUUUUAUAUUUCAAAAUAUUCUGCUGACAUAUAUGAAGCAGAGCGAACCUGUAAUUAAGAAAAUAACCACAAAGAGGCACCAGGAGUAAUUUGCUAAAUACAACAGUGUAUCUCAAACCUUUUGUACUUAAGUAUUACAGCAUGCUUUACCUGUUGCAUUCUGAGUUGAUACACCACGUCUGUAUAACACCAAACAGAUCUUACAUUUUUGUUGUGAAAUGAUGCUAAAAUGCUGCUUUUCUACAAGUAAAUUCUAUUACAAACCUUUA
This is a messenger RNA of Pseudopipra pipra, 978 nucleotides long. Its product is annotated as transmembrane protein 14C-like. Lineage: Eukaryota; Metazoa; Chordata; Aves; Passeriformes; Pipridae. Gene Ontology annotation, cellular component: mitochondrial membrane. The coding region runs from base 78 to 434 and encodes 118 amino acids. The transcript has 5 exons. The record is from RefSeq and is a predicted model, not a curated record. Gene Ontology annotation, biological process: regulation of heme biosynthetic process.